This is a messenger RNA of Carassius gibelio (silver crucian carp), 2500 nucleotides long. RefSeq names its product odorant receptor 131-2. NCBI's taxonomy places the organism in Eukaryota, Metazoa, Chordata, Actinopteri, Cypriniformes, Cyprinidae. Bases 551 to 1657 code for a protein of 368 amino acids. The transcript is spliced from 2 exons. Gene Ontology annotation, cellular component: membrane. The record is from RefSeq and is a predicted model, not a curated record.
UUCUUUAAAAAAAAGAGGGGAAAAAAACGAUUUCCAAUCCAAUUAUUUCACAGCUCAUCUGUUGCUGGAUUCCUCUGAACCAUAACUAGAUAACCAUGGCAAUCCAGAAUGAGCUUUUACAGUCAUUAAACCUGUCAAGAACAAUCAUAUCACAAAUAUUCUUUUUGUAGAAUUGCCUAUUUAUCACCUCACUUCUCACUGAUCAUUUUAAAUUGUAUGAAUGAGAUAAUAAGGCUUGAGUUAUUUAUGGGCAUGUGGUUAAAACACACCCCUCAUACGCUCAGCAGAUUUACUGUUGCGUGGCAAUGUGUCACUACACAGUAAAAGACCAUGCGUGGGGGGAUGUUGGGAACCUGAGAUGCUGUGAAUAGACAGCUGGCUGCAGGUGAGAAUCACUCGGACACUUUACAUCUGUGAAUAAGCAUGACAAAUAUCACAGGGAAGGAUACUGAAAAGCAAAGUUGCUCAUUUAGGAUCCAAACAAGCUGAGGAAGAAGGUGUUUCUGAGAUUGAAGAGUUUAUUAAUCGAGUAACAAGUGACAGAUCAAAAAUGACUAACACCAGUGAUCGGAUGGAUUUGGCUUUCGUGCUUCAAACAGGUGAGUGGAUUUCUAUGACCAGCUCCAACCUAGCUGACAGCAAUAGGCCUUUGGACACCAUAAAAUCAUUUGUCCACUUUGGAGCUUUCAUUGUCACUGGUCUCUUUACCUGCCUCAUCAUAGCAACAGUGCGGAACAACCAGGAGCUGCAUCAGAACCCUCGCUAUGUCCUAUUGUGUCAGCACUGCAUCUGUCUGUCCGGCUUCAACAUUAUGGGCACAGUUGUACACGCUCUUCGCAGCCUACGUUGGCCAAUCUCUCGAAUCACCUGUUGGAUCCUCUUCGACCUGCAGGUGGUAAUGGCACGAGGUUUAAUGAUCACCCUCACACUGAUGUCCAUCAGCACUUGUCUGUCCAUUUGCAUGCCACUCCGCUACCCAGUUCUGGUCCAGCGAUUGUACCGCUGGGUCGCUUUGGUGGCUUGCAUUCUCGCCUUAAUCAACCCCGUAGUGUUCACUGUUCUAGCCUGUGCGCGCUUUCCGUGGGACUAUGUGGUUGGGCUGGACACCGAGUGCUCCACGGCUUUGGAGGGCACCGCAUGCAUCGCCAGCGCUUUAGCAUUGCUGUUAUUGCUGGUGCUGCUUAUUAUUAUAAGCUACGUGGUGAUUUACCUGGAAGGCAGACGUGCUGGCCAUUUCACACAAUCCAACAGUAAAGGCCGCCGCACCAUUCUCAUCCACAGCCUGCAGAUGAGUCUGCACAUUCUUCCCUCUCUCAUCAUCAUUUCCCGGCAUCAGGAGGCGCUCCCCAUAGCAGUGUCGAUUUUUAUCCUCUUCAGUUUUGCACAGUCCCUGAGCCCCGUGGUGUUUGGCCUGCGCUGCAAAGAGCUCUACAAGGAUAUGCCUCAAUUUCUGCCUUGCUUCUGGGGAAACUGUGGCAGCUGUGUUCACACUGGGAGCAUAGAGAGCUCCAGCACUGGAACAAUAACCAGUGCGGAGACGGCAGCCAGUAUAGAGACUAACGCCUUCACCUGUAUGGCCACCAGCGCCCCAUCUGCCAUAACCACAGAGCAUGAGGGCGAGAUUGAGGUGUCAGACUUUGAUGAGUUAACCGUAUAAGUUAGAAACACGUGGGAUGAGAUGAACAACAGUGUUAACAAAUAGACAGUGGCCUCUUUAUUUAAAACACGGAAUAGGGAGGUCAACAAAAGAGACAAAACUAAGUUUACUUUCUUUUUUUAUCUAAACAACAUCAAAGGUUUGGGGUCAGGAAGAUUAAAAACAAAUGUAUUCAGCUAUAAAGCUCUAUAUAGCUAAAAGAAUAUGGCUGCGUCCAAAAGCUGUAAAAUGCUGCCUUUUGAGGCACCGUUCCAUGGCGGAAAAGCAUCAAGGAACAUCCGGAUCAAAAUACUGAUUUACUUCCUGUCUCCGGAGGCAUCUUCUGAUUGAAUUUUGAAGGCAGCAUAGAUGUAUUCUUCACUGACUUUGAUAUCCCACAAUCCUGGGCAUUCCACUCCAUGAAGGUUGCGCUAAAAAAAAAAAAAAAAAAGAAGAUGGCAUCUUAAAGUUGCAUUUGGUGGUUUGUGUGAGUAAAUGUAUAUUUCUGACAAAUAUUUUGCACUUUUGAUGUUAUUUCUUGCGAGAAAUCAGUAUUACAGUAAUAAAAUAUUUCUUUAGUUAUCACCAAAAUACGUUCUAUUUUGUCUUAGGUCGUUAAACCAUUACACUGCCUCAGCAGCCUGUCCGAAAUCAGUUACAUCAGGUGCCUUCGUGAAAAAAAGCUGUUUGCAAAAACAUUGCCUCAUAAUGCAGCGAGGCAUCAAGUCAGCUGCCUAGGCUUUCGGAUGCAGCCUAUAACAAAAAGUAAAAAAAUAAUAAUAAUCUUAUUGACCCCUGAAUUUGUCUAUGAACGUUUUUCAAGUCAUGUGAAACAUUCACUAUGAAGUCUUUAAAUUACUAAAU